CAACCUCCAAUCCCACCGUAACCUUGAAGGGUGGAUUGGCACCGUGUCAUUCGACUGUACUUGUAACAUGUUUUCUCGCUGGUUUUUCUGCCAAGGUUUCCAUGGGAGAGAACUGGCCGUCAGAAGCGUCUAGUUCUUUCUCUUAUCAAUCAACAUGUACCGAGUCCGAUAGAAAUUUCUUCUCAUCUAGCAGUAACGGCCAGCGUCUUUGUGCAGCAGAGUUCAAGGAAUCAGACUUACAUCAUCUAGAAAGUCGAAGGUUACAAUUGCAUGCGUCAAAGAUCCAUCACAUUGGAGAAUGAUUUUUUCAUGAUCAUGGAACCGACUCCAGGUUCCAUGGAUCGUCAUAGGCACUUUCGUUGUGGGAAGUUGGCUUUGGGGAAGCUGAUGCUGUUCUUGCAUUCAAGGACGGGAUCGGGAACUUUCCGGAGGGAGCCUUGGAUAAUUGGAUUCCUUGCAAGCGAUCAGAGUACUCUUCGUGGACCAGAGUUACUUGCAAUCGUCCGCUGCAUGUUUCUGCUCUACACUUGUCUUUGCUGUAUUUGAUUGAAUCGUUGGGCCCUUCGUUGUGCAUUCUUCCGUACCUCCAUGGAGGUCUUCGAGGUACGGAAUAUUGCACAACGAAGGGCCCAUCUGGACCAAAACUUUCUGCAAAGCGAGCUUCCUCGUGAUUUAGGACGGCUGUCGAGGUUAGGAAUCCUGAACCUGGAAGACAAUCUGGAUCUCAGCUACAACUUCAAGUGGUAGUUUGCCUGCGGACGUUGGGAGGCUGUCAAGUGCGAAGUGCAUUUUCAUCCGAAACAAUAUGUUCGAAGGAGAGCUCCCUCAAUCUUUAACAAACAUCAGCUUGCUCACCUAUCGGAAAUUUCCGACAACAAGUUCAGUGAUCCUUUGGAUGCGUUGAGGAACUCAAUAAUCCUGCAAGUUCUGUUUCUAGGUAGAUGAGAUCUGGUCCAGAAUUCAUUCACGGGAAGCCUGACGGCUGAGAUGGUGAGGUCGUGGCUGACAGUGCAGAUUCUGGACCUCGGCUUCAAUGCUACGAUUCGGAAAGAUCGCAUAGCCCUAGAUUUUAUGACCCAACUCUGGUUAUUGCGUUUUUCUGGAAACAACGUCGAUGACCUGCAAAAGUUGUAAUGGUUGUAAUUGAAUGACAACCAGCUCACGGGAAAGAUUUCCGUUAGAUUGGUAGACAUGCAGGAUGUCACAGAUCUAACAGGCUCCAUACUCCAGCAGUUCAGCAACCUCAUCAAGAUCCAGGUCUUGUGAUUGUAUAGGAUGAACCGAGUGGGAAUCAUUUCUCGGGGGUGCUGCCUAAGUUCUAUGUCCUGAAUCCUCAGCUUAUAGCUCAAUCCAUUAUGCUAUUCCAUUCUUGUUGCAGAUUCGUUCUAUAUGCGCAUGUCGAGAUCUAUUUGAAGAUUCCAUAAACAAGACCUGUGAAUCUUCUGCUUUCAGUUGCGGCGGUGAUUUCGAUCUUGGUCCCAUCAUUUAACGGGCAGAGUCGUGGAGUUCAUAUUUUCAUGAAGGCGUUGGCAAUAGGAGCUUCAGUUGGAUUUGCACCUGUCAUCGAUCUCAUCACUUUGAUACUAGCCUUCAGAAACAGGUUACUAUGUCCAGAACAUACUGUCUCUAUCACCAGCAUUCUCAGAUCUACGUAUUGCAGACGAAUUCAUUCGAUCACAUCAAUUUGGCUGACAGCGGGUGGAUUUACGUAGAAUCUUGUAAGAUAGCCAGCUUGCGAGUGCAGAUUACGAGCUUGUGCUACUAAGAGGGCAGUUUUUCUAGAUAGUUUGAAUCGGGUUGAUAAUAUUUCAAUAAACCUGAUGAGAUUUGUAACAGUUAAUGGUGGAGGGUCUACAUACCUCGCCUUAAGAUCUAGUCAUUGAAUUUUAGGUUUACUUAUUUAUUUUUCGAAAAAAAAUACACAAAGUAGGUCAAAUUAGCUAGAAUGACCAUAUGGUAAAUGAUAAUAUAGGUCUAUAACUUCCCCGGAUCCGGUAGAAUUUCACGAGUUAGAUCGGUACUCUAGAAAUCUUAUAUAGGUCAGUUCCUUGAACUCUGCUGCACAAAGACGUUCAAAGGAAAUAUUCUGGCCGUUAGUGCUGGAUGAGAUGAAAUUUCUCUCGCACUCCACAGAUGUUGACUGAUGCAAGAGAGAACUGGAGGCUUCUUACGGCUACUUCUCUGUUAUGGAAACCCUGGCAGAGAAACUAGCGAGAAAACAUGCUAGAAGUAGAAUGGAAUGACCCGGUGCCAUCGUGGCAUCAAGGUGGGAGAGGAGGCUGGACUGAUGGGAUGAAUACAAUUUUGG
Messenger RNA from Marchantia polymorpha subsp. ruderalis, 2308 nucleotides. The record is from the annotation of a GenBank genome assembly. Lineage: Eukaryota; Viridiplantae; Streptophyta; Marchantiopsida; Marchantiales; Marchantiaceae.